GCCCCGCAAGGCCAGCACCUCCGGUCAGGGGUUUGUUUUUGCGCUGCUCGAGCUACUGCCGGGACCCAACAGAGACUGUUAUAACAGAAUUGCCUUCGCUGUGCCUGUGACGUGUGGUGGAGCAGGUCUGUGCUCUGGUGUUUAAGGUGCUGAGAGUCGAGGAAGGAUGGAAGAGUAGAGGAUGGCUCACUUCACCACAGAUUACCAGCGGCUGGAGGCCUCCUACAGCGACUCUCCCCCGGGCGAGGAGGACCUUCUGGUCCAUAUCGCUGAGGGCAGCAAAUCGCAAUGGCAUCACAUCGAAAACCUCGACCUCUUCUUCACCAGGAUCUACCAUCUGCACCAGAAGAACGGCUUCACCUGCAUGUUGCUGACUGAGCUCUUCGAGCUGGUGCAAUUUCUGUUCGUCGUGGCCUUCACCACGUUCCUGGUGAACUGCGUGGACUAUGACAUCCUGUUUGCCAACAAAAUGAUCAACCACACGCAGCGGGGACACGAGACUGUGAAAGUCACUCUGCCGGAUGCUUUCCUGGCCCCACAGGCCUGCACUGCCAAGAUCCAACACAAUGUCUUCAUCAUCUUUAUCCUGCUGAUUGCUGGUAUAUUCUGGCUGCAUCGCCUCAUCAAAUUCAUCUACAGUGUCUGCUGCUACUGGGAGAUCCGCUCCUUCUACAUCAACGCCCUGCAGAUCCGCAUGGCGGACCUGCCCUACUUCAGUUGGCAGGAGGUGGAGGCGCGGAUCAUUGAGAUCCAGAAGGAACAUCAGAUCUGCAUCCACAAGAAGGAGCUGACCGAACUGGACAUCUACCACCGCAUCCUCCGCUACAAGAACUACACGGUGGCCAUGGUCAACAAGUCCCUGCUGCCCAUCCGCUUCCACCUGCCGCUGCUGGGUGAGGUGGUCUUCUACACCAGGGGGCUCAAGUACAACUUCGAGCUGAUCUUCCUGUGGGGGCCGGGGUCGCUGUUCGAGAACGAGUGGAGCUUGAAGACGGAGUACAAGCGCGGGGGCAGCCGGCUGGAGCUGGCCGACAAACUGAGCUCUCGCAUCCUGUGGAUCGGCAUCGCCAACCUGCUGCUCUGCCCCAUCAUCCUGAUCUGGCAGAUCCUCUACGCCUUCUUCAGCUACACGGAGGUGAUCAAGCGGGAGCCGGGGAGCCUGGGGGCCCGGUGCUGGUCGCUGUACGGACGCUGUUACCUGCGGCACUUUAACGAGCUGGAUCACGAGCUGCACUCGCGGCUCAGCAAGGGCUACAAGGCGGCCUCCAAGUACAUGAACUGCUUCCUCUCGCCGCUGCUCACCGUCAUCGCCAAGAACGUGGCCUUCUUCGCGGGCUCCAUCCUGGCUGUGCUCAUCGCUCUCACCAUCUACGACGAGGACGUGUUGGCCGUGGAGCACGUGUUGACCACCAUCACCCUCCUGGGGGUGUGCAUCACCGUCUGCAGAUGUUUCAUCCCGGACAAGGACAUGGUGUUCUGCCCCGAGCAGCUGCUGAAAGUCAUCCUGUCUCACAUCCACUAUAUGCCCGAUCACUGGCUGGGCAAUGCCCACCGCUACGAGACCCGCGACCAGUUUGCUCAGCUGUUCCAGUACAAAGCUAUGUUUAUCUUGGAGGAACUGCUGAGCCCCAUCGUCACCCCCUUCAUCCUGAUCUUCUGCCUGAGGAGAAAAUCGCUCGAGAUCAUCGACUUCUUCCGGAACUUCACCGUGGAGGUGGUGGGGGUCGGAGACACCUGCUCGUUUGCCCAGAUGGAUGUCAGACAGCACGGCCACCCUGCAUGGCUGUCGGCCGGCAAGACCGAGGCCUCCAUCUACCAGCAGGCGGAGGACGGCAAGACGGAGCUGUCUCUCAUGCACUUCGCCAUCACCAACCCCAAGUGGCAGCCUCCCCAGGAGAGCACGGCCUUCAUCAGCCAACUGACCGAGAGGGUCCACCGCGACACAGCCACCGCCAUCAGCACCCAGACCGUCCUGCCCCCCAACACCAUGUUCACGUCGCUGCAGUCCGUGCAGUCCGAGUCUGAGCCACACAGUCUGAUUGCCAACAUCAUCGCCGGCCCCCCCUCAUUGGCGUUCCACUUGGGACGAGACAUGGGGGCUUCGCGAGCAGCCUCGGAGCCAGCCACGGGGGCCCUGAGGUCCUUCUCCCCGUUACAGGGCAGCCAGAACUUCCCCUCCAGCUUCCACACCUCCAUGCUGCGUGGCGAGGGCUCCACCCAGGCAGUGAGGAGCCGCAUGGCUGGCUCAGGCACUGACGCCAGGACAGUCAGCUCAGGCAGCAGCGUGUGGGAAGGUCAGCUCCAGAGCCUGAUCCUGUCUGAAUACGCCUCCACCGAAAUGAGUCUGCACGCGCUCUACAUGCACGAGCACCACAAGCAGCAAACGCGAGCCGAGCCAUCCCGGCACAUGUGGCACCGGCAGGACAGCGACGACAGCGGGGAGAGCGCCCACGAGGAGCCGGGCACGGUGCGCGUCUCGCCCGGCAAUGUGCCCCGCUCAGCCAGCUACCCCACUAUGUCCGGCACCGACUCGGCCACCGCCUGCCAGGAGGUCACCGUCACCUCGUCAGACACGCCGUGGAGAUCAGCCGAGCUGUCGGGCUCGCAGCGUCCGGCUUCUCGUUACUCUCGGCUGCCGAUGGGGGGCUGGACGGAGGAUGGGGGGGUCCCACGGCACCCUGAGACUGUGCCCGAGGAGGGCUCCGAGGAUGAGAUGCCUCCACAGAUCCAUCAGGUGUAGCUGUGGUGUGAACACGCGCAGUGUGAGCUGGAGAGCACAAGUGGUGGAGCUGCUGAUUUUCUACCUUUGAUCGUGUUACAGUGUUAAUGUGGCUGCAUGUCACCCACCGCUGCUCAGCCCUGUCGAGAC
Messenger RNA from Callorhinchus milii (elephant shark), 2869 nucleotides. It is a transcript of the gene atg9a, whose product is annotated as ATG9 autophagy related 9 homolog A (S. cerevisiae). NCBI's taxonomy places the organism in Eukaryota, Metazoa, Chordata, Chondrichthyes, Chimaeriformes, Callorhinchidae. The transcript has 16 exons. Gene Ontology annotation, biological process: protein localization to phagophore assembly site; autophagy of mitochondrion. Bases 182 to 2740 code for a protein of 852 amino acids. The record is from RefSeq and is a predicted model, not a curated record. Gene Ontology annotation, cellular component: phagophore assembly site; autophagosome.